Messenger RNA from Micropterus salmoides (largemouth bass), 586 nucleotides. Its product is annotated as arf-GAP with GTPase, ANK repeat and PH domain-containing protein 1-like. Gene Ontology annotation, molecular function: GTP binding; GTPase activity. Gene Ontology annotation, cellular component: nucleus. The record is from RefSeq and is a predicted model, not a curated record. NCBI's taxonomy places the organism in Eukaryota, Metazoa, Chordata, Actinopteri, Centrarchiformes, Centrarchidae.
ACACUUGAUUGACAGAUGUGUUUUUAUUUAUUUAUUUAUUUUCUCUCUCUGUCUUUUACAGAUGCGUUUGUGAACAGUCAGGAGUGGACGCUGAGUCGAUCGGUACCAGAGCUGAAAGUGGGCAUUGUGGGUAACCUGGCCAGUGGUAAGUCGGCGCUGGUCCACAGGUACCUGACAGGAACGUACGUCCAGGAAGAGUCCCCUGAAGCUGACGUGGAUGCAGGCGGACGCUUUAAGAAGGAGAUCGUGGUCGACGGUCAGAGUCACCUGCUGCUCAUCAGGGAUGAAGGGGGCCCCCCGGAGGCUCAGUUUGCGUUGUGGGUCGACGCCGUGAUCUUCGUCUUCAGUCUGGAGGAUGAGAUCAGCUUCCAGACCGUUUAUCACUACUUCAGCCGCCUCGCCAACUACAGGAACACCGCUGACCUGCCGCUGGUCCUGGUCGGCACGCAAGACGCCAUCAGCUCAGCCAACCCGAGGGUGAUCGACGACAGCCGAGCCAGAAAGCUCUCCAACGACCUCAAACGCUGCACCUACUACGAAACCUGCGCCACCUACGGCCUCAACGUGGAGCGGGUCUUCCAGGACG